This is a messenger RNA of Tupaia belangeri chinensis (Chinese tree shrew), 570 nucleotides long. It is a transcript of the gene GARIN6, whose product is annotated as golgi associated RAB2 interactor family member 6. The record is from RefSeq and is a predicted model, not a curated record. Gene Ontology annotation, cellular component: nucleus. Lineage: Eukaryota; Metazoa; Chordata; Mammalia; Scandentia; Tupaiidae.
AUGACCAGUCAAUUAUAUUACACAGUUCAAAGCAGUCUGACAGCAGGCAUGUUUAAUACCACCAUGGAGAAACUGCAGCAACAACUGUGCAAAGACCUGUACACUAUAUUCAAGUAUGCACCAAUGUUUGUGACUUUAUGCAAAAGAGGACUGGCUGAUUUGGACAGCUGUGCCUGAAUGGUGAGGGUUGGCAUCGUUCACGUAAGCCCCAGUCUCUUAGUACCUGACACCAUGCUGCUAGCUUGACCAGCUGCUAUCUGCAAUAACUAUGUCAGAUGGGGCCCUGCCACUCAAGAAAGAUGUAACAAGCCUACAAAGAUCUUAAAGAUAACCAGGAUCCUUCGCUUGAAGUGAAAGAUAACCAUCUAUAACAGUAAAAAACGACAGCUCCACCUUAGGUACAAGACAGGGACACAACAUCUUUUUGCUCACUGGGAAAACCUUAUUUACCUCCUGACACUACCAGUAGAGACUUACAGUGGUACUCAGGCCCUCCUGACUGGGACACACUGGGUAUGCCUGUUUGAUGGAAAAGAAAAGAACCCAGCAGUCAGUCUUUGCAGAGACUAG